CACACAGACACACGCUCGCUCUCCCUGAAGGAGGGAGGCAGGCAGCGACAGAGAGGAUCCAGACCAGGCGAUCUGCCCGCACGCCGGCGCCGGGCUCUCACUAAACGGCUGUGACUGGCUUUUUCCUGCGCUCCUUUGCCUAAUUCAUUCCUGCCCCGGGCCGGCGAGGGCUGGGUGCAACAGUACACCGUGACUCGCUGACAGGGAAUGCAGAGCGGCUCUGGCCUCUGGUUGUUACUGCUGGAUGGACAAGCAGCGACAAAGCAGCGGGAGAGGAGGCGAGCGGAGGCGCGGCGGCAGCUGAGGAGCUUUCUCCACUGCUCCUUUGUGUCGGCGUGCUGCUUUUUCCUGUGUUGUUGGUGACAUUUGAGCCUGUGACACCACCACUGGACCACAGGCGGGAGGAGGAGAAGGACUUCUUGGAUGAACUUUGCUGCCGCAGACGCGUUUCGCAGGAGUGAAGGGAGCGCGUUGUGUUUGUGGAGUCCGCAGACUUUUUGCCGUCAGUGAGAGACAACAGACGACAACAGAGCCUCCUUCAGGGGCAUUUCCAGGGAAUAAUAGCGCCUCGUCGAUCCGCUCCACCGCUGUCUUCUUCUGCAAGAACGGCCUGGACAAGUCAAGAGUGAGUCUGAACUAGAUCGGGCUCAGAUCAGCAGAUAACACCUCCGCGCUCGCUGCAGGAACUGGUUAGACUAGUUUGGAAGUCGGAGGAGAGGGCAGGGCAGUUUAACCCUGCCUGAAGGAGAGCUGCUUCACUUUCCUCCCACACGUCCUUUUCAGAGAGAGAGAGAGAGAGAGAGAGAGAGGAGCUGAGUUUGAUUUGGUCCUCAUCACUUUGUGGACAUAGGUGUGUUUUUUUACUUUACCACUUCCAAGCGGGGGAGACAGAGAGAGAAAGUCAGAGGGAGGGAGAGAGGAAGAAGGAGUCAAAGUGUAAUUUAUUGUUUCCUGUGAAGAGAGCGAGGCUGCGCCCUUUUAUCCUACCUGAACUCUGAACCGCUGAAUGUCUGACUGAAGUUUCCUCAUACUUCGGGAGCUAUUGAUCGGAGGUCAAAGGAGACGACAGAAGGGCGAGAGAAAAGAGCAACGGAUUAAACAAGAAAGGGAGGGCGAGGGAGCGAGAGGGCGAGCGAGAGAGAGAGCAGUGCUGGGAAGGACCUCCAGGUCGGCCUAACCAGACGGCAAAGGGGAAAAAGGUCAACUCGCCGGAGCCUGGAGCGACUUCCCAACACUUUUUAGACCUUUCUCAGCGAAACCUGUCUUGACUUUCAGACCUGGAUUCAGCGUUGAUCGGGGUUCUUGAACUCGGAGCGUAGCCGGCCGCUGCGGGACCGGCCUCAGAGAACAUGGCCAUGGUGAGCGGGGGAUGGGGCCACCCCAGCAGGGACACGAACGGGCUGGGGGAGAAGGCGUACCUGCGGAGGGAGGAGGAGGACGGGUCGCCGCAGGCCGGGAGCAGCGACGUGGACGUGGGCGACGACGACAAGGCCUGCGUGGUGGACUGCGUGGUGUGCGGCGACAAGUCCAGCGGCAAGCACUACGGCGUGUUCACCUGCGAGGGCUGCAAGAGCUUCUUCAAGAGGAGCAUCCGCAGGAACCUCAACUACUCGUGCAGGUCAAAUCGAGAAUGCCAAAUCGACCAGCAUCACCGCAACCAGUGCCAAUACUGUCGCCUGAAGAAAUGUUUCCGCGUUGGGAUGCGCAAAGAAGCGGUCCAGCGAGGGCGCAUCCCGCCGUCCCACGCAGGCAUCAGUCCCAACUCCCUGGCGGGCGGCGGCGUGGGGGGGGCGGGGCCCGGUCACGCCGGCACCGACUACUUCAACGGGCAGCCGGUGUCGGAGCUGAUCUCCCAGCUCCUCCGGGCCGAGCCGUACCCCAGCGGCCGCUACGCGGGCCCGUACGGCCAGACGCAGAUGCAGACGUCCUCGGGCGGCGCCAGCGUCAUGGGCAUCGACAGCAUCUGCGAGCUGGCCGCCCGGCUGCUCUUCAGCACCAUCGAGUGGGCCCGGAACAUCCCAUACUUCCCAGAACUGCCCGUCUCAGAGCAGGUGGCGCUGCUGAGGCUCAGCUGGAGCGAGCUGUUCAUCCUGAACGCGGCCCAGUCGGCGCUGCCUCUGCACAUGGCUCCGCUGCUGGCGGCCGCCGGCUUCCACUCGUCUCCGAUGUCGGCCGAGCGAGUGGUGUCCUUCAUGGACCAGGUCAGGGUCUUCCAGGACCAGGUGGACAAGCUGAACCGGCUGCAGGUGGACUCGGCCGAAUACAGCUGCCUCAAAGCCAUCGCGCUCUUUUCGCCUGACGCGUGCGGGUUGACCGACCCGGCUCACGUGGAGUCCCUGCAGGAGAAGGCCCAGGUGGCCCUGACGGAGUACGAGAGGCUGCAGUACCCCAACCAGCCCCAGCGCUUCGGCCGCCUGCUGCUGCGCCUGCCCGCGCUGCGCGCCGUGCCGGCCAGCCUCAUCUCCCAGCUCUUCUUCAUGCGGCUGGUGGGCAAGACGCCCAUCGAGACGCUGAUCCGGGACAUGCAGCUGUCGGGGAGCUCCAUCAGCUGGCCCUACGCGCCGGGGCAGUGAGGCCCGCGCGGAUCGGACGCAGAACAAAUAUGAAAACCGCCCGGGGUUCGAUGUUGAAAGGCCGUGUUUGUGGGUGUAGAGGUCAGUUUAUCCUUGAGUAUCUCUACGUGAAGUCCCGCUUGAUCGCUCUCAGUUUCACCCUGGUCAGAACAGAACACAACACAACAAAACCAGUGCUUUAAGAAACGCAGACUCUACCUGAGGCCCAGCGCCUGUACUACCUCCUCCCACGUCCCCCCGAAUGUGACUCUGAGCAUUUCCCUCUGCUUUGUUCAAGUGAAGCCAUAGCACUGCAACCCGAGACGUGCUGUGUAAAGUUUGAUACCAGACUUUGUUACCAAAUGUGUUUGUGAAGGCUGCAACGUGUGGCACGACGCAGCAUUAAAACAAGGAAGAGGCACAGGCUUUGCCUUUUAUAUGAUGAGAACUACCUUACAGCCUCUCACUGUAUUCGAGCAUUGGAACCUGUCAGCUGUUUUCAUGUCUCUGCGCUGUCGUCAGGCUGACGGAGCCGUACGCAUGCUGUGCUGCCACACAAUGACAUUUUCAUAACCUGGUUUCUCGUCGAGGGCGGUCACAUCCCCGUUUGACGUUAUUACCUCAUAUUUUCUACAUAUGCAGUGAACAAUGAAGGUACAGCAAAUGUAGAGUCUAAAACCCUACGCAGUAAAUCUGAUCCCCAGACUUAAAGUGUGACACCAGGGAAAAAAUAAUAAUGUUCCUUUCAUGAGGGUACAGGUAGUUCAUUCUGAUUUGUUAUUAGCAACGCCUCAUGGACAGAGGUCGGAGAGAAUUUAAUCGUUUCACGUUGUUGGGAUUUAUACUGUUUUUGGUACUGAAGCUGCAGGUACUAAGUGGUUCCUGAGCUGUAGCCUGAUGAGCUGCUGUGAAUGUUUCUGACCUGGCGCGUCAGACCGACAGCGUUGGGUGAACAUGUUUUUAUAUACGUUUAUUGUGUUCUAUUUCUUUAUAACUGUGCCCCCAAUGACUCUGACCCCUGAUGCUGUCACACAACAGCCCAUCAGUUCAUCAUGCUGUUCCCCAGUCAGAUUUGGUUUCUGGGAUCUAGUAAAUUGACUGUGUACCUUUACAUGUAUUUUACUGACCACGACAAAAGUACAGAAUGCUAAAAAGUUCUGCCUGGUUCUGCAUUACUAGAAAUAAUAAAAUGUGUAUUUUUAAGUCUCCAGAACCAGAGAAUGAAUCGGAAAUUAUUCACCACGUAUCAUGAAACAGUCCAACAAUUCCCAUUCUACAUUAAUGUGUCAAUUUUCUCCACAUUCCACACAUUUGAUGAUUAAAUGGACUGUAAACAAAAAAUUAUUGGUUAUAUUAAAUAUAAAGAUUUAUAAAGAU
Betta splendens (Siamese fighting fish) is the source of this 3929-nucleotide messenger RNA. Its product is annotated as nuclear receptor subfamily 2 group F member 6-like. The record is from RefSeq and is a predicted model, not a curated record. Bases 1350 to 2573 code for a protein of 407 amino acids. Lineage: Eukaryota; Metazoa; Chordata; Actinopteri; Anabantiformes; Osphronemidae. Gene Ontology annotation, molecular function: zinc ion binding; RNA polymerase II cis-regulatory region sequence-specific DNA binding; nuclear receptor activity. Gene Ontology annotation, biological process: anatomical structure development; cell differentiation; negative regulation of transcription by RNA polymerase II. The transcript has 5 exons.